Molecule: messenger RNA, 1359 nt
Organism: Scheffersomyces coipomensis
Lineage: Eukaryota; Fungi; Ascomycota; Pichiomycetes; Serinales; Debaryomycetaceae
Exons: 2
Coding region: 281-1300 (339 amino acids)
Biological process (GO): endoplasmic reticulum calcium ion homeostasis
Cellular component (GO): endoplasmic reticulum
Molecular function (GO): calcium ion binding
Source: RefSeq, a predicted model, not a curated record
UAAUAAAAUAGUAAUAUUGUGCGGCAAAAAAUAUAGUGGAGAGAAAAGAGUGGUGACACUUCUUUCAACAACUUUUUUUUUUUCAACGAUCUCUGAGAAUUUAUCAAAACUUAAAUUGUAAUUUUCACUUUUGAUAUAGAAAUCAUCAAGAACAAUAGAUCAAACCAAAACAUAAUGAUUGCUGCUGCUUUACUUGCACCUUCAUUGUUUCUUGUUGGGGCUAUGGCCGAAGAGACUUCGUAAAACUGUCAAGGACUAUACUUAUGAAGAAUUGGUUGAAAUGACCAUUCUCCAACGUGCCUUACUUAAUGAUUGGAGAUUGGAAGGUUUCACCAUUGCUUUUAUCUUUGUUUUCGUAUCAUUAUUUUACGCUGGUGAUCUUUACAAUAAAAGAUUAGUAACUAGACUUUUAAAUAAUUUAAAAAGUACUUUUGACAAGAACUUUUAUCAAUUCGGAAUUGGUCCAAAUAGUCUUUAUGUUAAAGAUAGUUCUGAAAAUUAUGCUUCUUAUGCAACUGGUAGAUCCAACAUUGCUAAAGUUAACAUUAUCUUCAAAUUAAAACCAAGACAUAAUCUGUUUGUUUGGAUUUUAGAAACUGUCUUAUCAUUUUUCACUGCUACUGUUCCUUAUCCAACUGAUAGAGUGGAUUUUGUUAUUACUCCUUCAAGUGAUGCUGAAUAUGAUAAUUUCAUUAGUGCUAUUGUAGCAAAGAUUGGUAUGAAUGAUUAUAGAAAAUUUAACUAUUUCUUAUCAUUAACUAAAACUUCAGAUUCUGCAAAUUUACCUCAAUCAUUUGUUUAUAUGAGUGAAGCUAAUGAAUUCCAAGAAAAAAUUACUACUCCAGAAUUAAAGAAAGCUUUAACUUUAGAUUCAGCUUCUUAUCUUAGAUAUAUUGCUGUUACUGAUCAACCUUCAGAACAUCCUGUAGCUCUUCAUGAAAUGACUCCAAGAAGAAGAAUUGUGGUAUCCGCUCAUGUCACUUCCAAUGUCGAUCAAAUUCAACAACUUGGUAAAAUCUUAGAUGCUUUAUUCUCAUUAGUUGAUAAAUUAGCUGCAAAGGAAAUCACUUUUAAAUCUGAAGCUUUAAAGAAAAUCGUUAAAACUAGAGAAGUUGAAAUUUCAAAACUUAAAAAGAUUGAAGAAGAAAUAAAACAAGAAAAAUUAGCUGAUGAAAAGGCUAAAUUAAAGAGAGAAGAAAGAGAAAAAUUAAGAAACUCUUCAAAGGAAGAUCAACUUAAAGCUGAAAAGAGAUCUCAAGAAAGAAGACAAAGAAAACAACAAAAGAAGAUGAGAGCUUAAUCCAAAUCAAAUACUCAAAAUCUUACCCUCAUACAUAGUAUUGUAAAAAUAUUUUCUAU